CUACAUAUACGGCAACCGAGCUCAUAUAAAGCCGCUCCGUCCGGCAACCAAGCAACACAUUUCCCAUCCAACCGUUCCCAACUUAGGACGGCUACACAGUAUACACACUCUCUCUCUCUCGCUCUUCCUAGGACUUAUAUAGUCCACUAUUCCGCCCUUGUCGUCGUCAUCAGGCAUUCCAAUAAGGGGGUGGGGUGGAGAAAACUGGUUGGAACGAGAUGGAUCAUUCAUCAACUGCCACCGAGCAGGAAGAGAAGAUAGUUUUAGAACCAGUCUCACCAUCGUCGUCGUCUUCGUCUUCAUCACCUGUACCAGCCAUCAAAUUAAAAAGAAAGUGCCCGUCGGGAUGGACUUUAAGUAACAACGGCACUAACUCAGAUAGUCACUGAAUCUGAAGGGAGUGCCUAAGGGGUGAUCGUCCGUGAGCCGGAAAAACCAGCUUGACAGGUUCCUCGCUAGGUGUCCCCCUCCGUCUUGAUAUAGAAGGGAGCGCUUUGAGCCUUUGACAGCAUCUGGAAGGAAGAGGGGAAGGGGAUCUGAGGAGGGAGAGCCUGUUAAACACGUUUCUAUAUUUGUCCCGAAAUCGAUAUCGGCGUGAGAGACGAAGGGGAGGAGUAAAAUGUGUGCACCGUCGCCGUAACGUUCAUCUCGCAACCACCAGCAGGUGGGAGAUAGGGACCAGAGAAAUUCGAUGUCUCUUUGUCGAAGCGGAUGGUAGUUUGUUUCAAUCGCCUUGUUGUGGAUAUUCUGCCCCAGUGGUUGUGUAACUAGUUGUAAACAGUUUAAAUCAAGAAACUAAAUGUGAUCUUGUUGUGUUAUCCAAAGUUAUUUUAUGGCCUGUUCUGUACUUGGCUGCUGUUAUCAGGUGUGAUUAGGUGAUUAGCCUUUUAAGAGAUAACGGAGACUAUAUCUGCCCAAUCUUCUGUCUUAUCUCAAAGUUCUCACCCACUUCACUGAGGCUUUUCCAGUUCACAUUGCAUAUGCUAUUGCCUCAUAAUUAAAUUAUCAAACACUUUACAAUCACCUUUGCAAACAAGCACAAUCUGCAUCUACGCUAGCAGAGCAUCAGAGUAGAAAAAAAUGUCUCACACAACAAGAACAUACAUUCACUUUUGUGUGUACACGUCAGAAGUUUGCUCAACUGUCCCUUUUUAACUGUAUUGAAUAUCAUCUGACUUGAAUUGCUGUUAUCCAGCACUAUCCAAACUACGUCGCGGUGGACGCAUCAAAUUAAAACUUAGAUCUUGGAUGGCCGAACCACUGGUGGUGAAGGAGGGAGACGCCAGCUUACGACUUGCCACCGAUUUACCUCGUUUCAACUGGCUCGAGUUAAAAUUGAACCAAAAACAAGAUGGGACGAAUGGGGAAACCAACGUUUGUUCUUCCGCCAAGUAACGACGGCCUACCAAUCGUCCCGCUCAAGAUUCGCAUCCUGGAAAAGAGCUCAUACGCCGCAAGGCUUACCGAAGGCCUUUCUGCUGCUCCCCCUGCUAAGAAGGAACUAGACCAGUCAGUAGCUCAACAUCUAAAAUCCGACGAAGCCUCGGUACCAACCUGCACCUCAAGGUGGCCGCUCAAGAAGAGGCUAAUUCGUCAGCUCAGUCCAGUCAUCAGUCCGAGGACAAGCCCAAUUGCAAGUCCAAUUCCCGUUACCAGCCCAGUUGUAAGCAAAGUCAUUAGCCAGUUGGAUGUAAUAAAGCCAAUUUUAACCCAAAAACUCAUCUGCAACCAAACACAAAUAACACAAGAAAGACUACAGACGGAAUUACGACAAAGUCCACCCGCUCAAAGAGGACCAGUGAUCAUGAGGAAUAUUUUACCUCCCACCCCACCGGCAUCCUCUGCACCUCCCGAAUUAAUGCCCGUUGAUGCUAAUGACCAAGACAAGCCGUUGGAUUUGUCACGGCGUUGUACAUUUGAACCUGCACCCACUCGGCUCGAAGAUAAAGCUGAAGUCGAAAUCAUCGCAAUGACAACACGGAUAAACAGCAAAUCAGUUCGUCAGCCAGUUGAUUUUCAACCGUCCCGACAACGAUUUUCUUGCAAUCCUGCUGAAAUCCAUCGAAUCCAACGGAGUGAAAAAGAACUUGUCGCCAAACCGAUGCGAGAAUACAUUACCCAAAGGAAUCCGCCAAUCCGGGCACCGGAAUCCUCAUUUCCCGACUGGAACAAAAAUGGUACCAGUGGAUUUCGACCGUACAGGGAACAGCGACCGCCUGUGGCUGUGGCAUCGACGCUCGUGAACGCAAUAACUCCAACGAGCAGACCAUUUGUCUUACCUCCAUUGCGUCCACUGCCUCACCAUUGGAAAAGUCUUGUUGUUCAGCAACAGCGUAACCCUGUUGUCCGUCCUGAAGUGCAGUUACAUCCAGUAGGACCAGCUGCACCCUCAGCCGGCUUCGUAACCGGACCUCGGCUCUUUCACCCUCAACAGGUGACGGCAGCUACAACAAAAAAACCCUUGUCUAUUGCAUCUCAUACUAUGACGACGCUUCCACCCGAUUGGUCUCUACGUAGUUGCGUCGUUUGCUCACGGAGAGCAGAUUUCCGCUGCGCUGGUUGUCAUGGCAACGCCUACUGCAGUACUCUUUGCCAGGCUAGGGAUUGGCCCAACCAUAGUCAACUUUGCCAGCGUAACAGCUGACCUGGACGAAAUUGUCUCUACGGAAGAGAACGCCCACCGUUUAGUUUUUUCAUCAAAAGUUUCAUGUGUUUUAUCUUUAUAUCUGUUAUCGAUGUUGUUGCUGUGGUUUUUGAAAUGGAAAAAAAAUUGGUUUGGAAAAAAAAAAAUUUUUAUCAGUCAACACUCAACAGUUAGUGAAUUCCCCACACAUCUUCAAAGGCGCUGCACAAUUUCGAACAAGUUAGUGCAGCUGACAACGGGUACUGGCUAAUGCUGAUCUCUUCCUCACUGUAUUCAACGUCUACUUUUCCGUGGGCCAUUGCGCCUACGACGAUGGCGAUUGGCUCGUCUGGUAACACUAUAUCUCGUGGUUUAACCAGUUUCGUCGAGCUAAAAGUGGUAGAGAUUUUGCGGCAACCAACAGGUAAAUGGUCUUGGAUUGGGUUUUUUAUUACUUUAAGCAGUUUCAUUGGUCCAUUUGCUGCUUUGAUACUCAUCUUAUGAAGAAGCUGAACUGUAAAAUGUAUAUAUUGGUAAAUACAAUAAUGUUAAGAAACUA
This is a messenger RNA of Daphnia magna, 3182 nucleotides long. RefSeq lists its product as uncharacterized. The record is from RefSeq and is a predicted model, not a curated record. Gene Ontology annotation, cellular component: nucleus. The coding region runs from base 1352 to 2644 and encodes 430 amino acids. NCBI's taxonomy places the organism in Eukaryota, Metazoa, Arthropoda, Branchiopoda, Diplostraca, Daphniidae. Gene Ontology annotation, biological process: regulation of transcription by RNA polymerase II. The transcript is spliced from 6 exons. Gene Ontology annotation, molecular function: DNA-binding transcription factor activity, RNA polymerase II-specific.